This is a messenger RNA of Arthroderma uncinatum, 2691 nucleotides long. Its product is annotated as regulatory protein. Gene Ontology annotation, cellular component: chromatin. The record is from RefSeq and is a predicted model, not a curated record. The transcript has 3 exons. Bases 1 to 2691 code for a protein of 896 amino acids. Lineage: Eukaryota; Fungi; Ascomycota; Eurotiomycetes; Onygenales; Arthrodermataceae. Gene Ontology annotation, molecular function: RNA polymerase II cis-regulatory region sequence-specific DNA binding; DNA-binding transcription factor activity, RNA polymerase II-specific; zinc ion binding. Gene Ontology annotation, biological process: regulation of transcription by RNA polymerase II; DNA-templated transcription.
AUGGAUGACGGCACCGAUGCUGGCUCUGGCUCUGCUGCAGCGUCGCCUGCGCGGCCCAGGAAGAAGAGGGCGACGGCCACCCGCAAGUCGCUGACCUGCGAGCACUGCAACCGGCCCUUUGCCCGUCUCGAGCAUCUCCAACGGCAUCUCCGCACCCACACAAAGGAGAAGCCGUUUACCUGUGACAUAUGCUUCAAGUCGUUUGCGCGGAGUGACCUGCUUGUCCGCCAUGAGCGCCUGGUGCAUCCGGCAGAGGCGAGUGCGGCCGGCAGGGGAGAGAAGCGAGCGGCCGCGCCCUCUACCGCCGCCGUGGACGCUGCUGCUGCCGUGGUGGCUGCCGUGCCCUUGCUGCCACAGCCGCAGCCGCCCUUACAGGUUCCGGCCGUGGGAGCUGAUAUAGGGGCAGACCACACGCAGCUGAACCCGUCCUGGGGUUACGACCUGAACCUGCUCUCCCACGCUGCCAGCCAUGUUGCUCUCGAGGGCCAGGGCCAAGCUCAGGCCCAGGCCCAGGCUCAGCAAAGUCACAGCCACGGCCAUGGCCAGGAUCUAGGUCAGCCGGCUAGGAAACCAGCUCCAGUGUACGAGCGGCCCAUCUCAGAGAACUACGGCGUCGAGCCGUCAAUCAUCGAUUUGGCUGAUCUGGGAGAUCCGGUGCAGGACUUUACCACCUUUCUCGAGAGUGUCGGGCUAUCCUCCGACUGGGACUCGGGCCUGUUCAACUCGGUGGAGACGGAGCAGCAGCAGCAGCUGUUAUCAAACCCACUGCCGACACUAGAUACCAAACAGCAGCCGUUUGCCAGUUCCAGGUUUGGCCAGGAUAUAGACUCGCGGAAUAACAACGCUGCCACGGCAGAUGAAGCCCCUUCUUUUUCAAACUUCGGAUCCAGGUUGCCCUCUCUACAGCCGGAAGCUCAGGAUUCGGAUGCCGGUGGUGCCUCUGAGCACAACUCACAGCCGAGGCCGGCAUGGGACAUAUCGACCCAGGAACACCAGUUGUUCACCGCUCGGCUGGAAGACUUUGCUCAUGUAUUAUCAAAGGGGUUUGCGCGGCCUUCCAGACAUGCCUUGUCCCGCUACAUGGCUGGCUAUAUCAGUGGUCUCAACGAGCAUCUUCCAUUUAUUCACGUCCCUACUCUCUCGAUAGCCAGAUGUCCGCCAGAGCUGACCCUCGCACUGGCUGCCGCAGGCUCCCAUUACAGGUUUGAAAACAACAGAGGUAUAGAGCUCUUCCACGCUGCAAAGGCCAUCUUGCUUGAACGGCUCCGGCGUCGGGAUUCAAGGCGUGUCCCUCAACCGCACUGGGGGAUAGCACCGCCUCCCAACUCGGUCAUGCAAAAUACCCCGCGAGCGUCGUCUUCAGUCUCGAACCCGGGAAGCAGUCCGUUCCCGCAGCAGUUCAUGCAGAUCAUGGACAACACUUCGUUACCGGGCGAGGACGCCGAAGCACAAAUGGAGAUCAUACGCACGUUCCUCUUACUCACCAUAUUCGCCUCCUGGGAGAGCCAUCCGGAUAUACUGCGAGACAUGCUGGCCCUGCAGAGCACGCUGGCCCGACUUGUGCGGGACCAUGGCCUCAACGAGCAGCCGGCUUCCGUCUCACCAGAGACACUCUCAUGGGCAGACUGGUCCAGGCAGGAGGCUGAUAGGCGCACCAAACUUGUCGUCUACUGCUUCUUCAACCUCCAUUCCAUAAUGUAUAAUAUACCCCCUUUAAUCCUCAACUCUGAGCUGAACCUCAACAUGCCCGCGUCUGCCGAUGAAUGGAAGGCCACGACGUCUGGCCAGUGGCGCCGUGUACACCGUCCCCGCACGGCAUCAGACAACACCCCUUCUUCGUUCCAGGAAGUCCUAGCAAAACUAUUCACAAAGGGGUCCAUUGCAGCCACAACCACGCCAUCCAUCCCCGUAUCUCCACUGGGUAACUACGUCCUCAUCCACGCCAUCAUCCAACAGAUCUUCUUUGCACGACAGCUCUGCCUCUCCGCCCCAUCAAUGCCAGGAACCAGCCUCCGGCCCGACGACCUGGCCGUGAUGGGCAACUCCCUCAGUGCCUGGAAACGCGGAUGGCGCCAAACACCGGAGUCCAGCAUCGAUCCCCAGAAUCCCGCGGGGCCCAUUGCAUUCACAUCCACCGCCCUGCUAGGACUAGCAUAUAUACGCCUCCAUUUAGACCUCGGACCAUGUCGACGACUCGUCUCCCAGGAUCCCGUACAGAUAGCCCAGGCACUCAACGACUCCCCACCGCUCGUACGCAGUUCACGCCUGAUAAUGGCUCUCCUCCACUCGGCGCACGCCCUAUCCAUCCCCGUCCGUCUAGGCAUCGACUUCGUAGCCCGCACCCACUCCUUCUUCUGGUCCAUUCAACACUCAAUAUGCAGUUUGGAAUGCGCUUUCUUGCUCUCUCGCUGGCUGCUGUCUAUACCCGGCACCCAACAUGAUCAGCAGCUAUCAGAACAUGAACGCAAGCUCCUACUAUGGGUAAAGAGCAUGAUGGAUGAAACUGACAUGUCUGCAUCGAUCAGCGCGGCUACAGAGGCUGAUCUAAUUAAUGAUCCGGCCAUGAUGAGGCAACUUAGCGUUGCCGUUGUGCGUGUCUGGUCGAGGACGUUCAAGGGGAACACGAGCUGGCCUAUCGUCGACCUUAUAGGCGCCAGCUUAGAGAUAUAUGCCGAUUUGCUUGACGUAUGA